UUGCUAGCUGUCGCGGCGCGACGCAUUGCCUUUCCCGCAUACCUGUUACUAGUAGUGUCCACAUUUAUUAACAGGACACAUCUGGACCAAAUGAUAAGAAAUUGAAGUGACCAAGCUGAAAAAGGAAGAAAUCUCGUCAAAAUGCAGUCCAUGAAAGCAGAUGAAUUACCGGAAAAUCCCCGGGAAACCUCCAAUCCCCUGUCAUCGGCAAUGUUUUGCUUUGCCAUGCCAACAUUCUUCAAGGGCCGCAAGAAAACUUUAGAUGAAAACGAUUUAUAUAGAGCCCUUAAAGAACAUCGAUCGGACUAUCUUGGCGCUAAGCUGAGUGCCGCCUGGGAGAAGGAGGUUGAGAAAAAGAGCAAAAAGAAAAAGACUCCAAGCCUAUUGAAAGCCUCUAUGGAUGUCUUUGGUUGGCGCUUAGCUGGUUUAGGACUUGUUUUGUUUAUAUUGGAAAUUGGUUUCCGAGUCACCCAACCAAUUUUUUUGGGACGUCUGGUUGCCUACUAUGCUGACUCAAGCAAUCAGGAUGGUGAAAAUCAGACCAAGGCCUAUCUCUAUGCCAUGGGCGUGAUCUUAUGCAGUGCCUUCAAUGUCUUGGGCAUGCAUCCCUACAUGCUGGGCAUGUUUCAUGUGGGCAUGAAGGCCCGCAUUGCCAUGACGAGUCUGAUUUAUCGCAAAGCACUGCGCUUGAGUCGAACUGCAUUGGGUGAUACGACAAUCGGCCAGGUGGUUAAUCUUAUAUCAAACGAUGUGGGACGUCUGGAUGUAUCUGUGCUGCACAUGAAUUAUUUAUGGCUGGGACCUGUCGAGAUUGCAAUUAUCACAUAUCUUAUGUACAGAGAGAUUGGUUACUCUGCUUUCUUUGGCGUUGCUGUGAUGUUGCUGUUUAUACCACUUCAGGCUUAUUUGGGCAAAAAGACAUCUGUUUUACGGCUACGCACUGCAUUACGUACGGAUGAACGUGUACGCAUGAUGAAUGAAAUUAUAUCGGGCAUACAGGUUAUUAAGAUGUAUGCCUGGGAAAUACCCUUCAGUAAGAUGGUCAACUAUGUGCGGCUAAAGGAGAUGAAUGCCAUACGAAAUGUGAACUAUAUCCGUGGCACACUCCAAAGUUUCAUUAUGUUUGUGACCCGUAUAUCGGUGUUUGUCAGUUUGGUUGGAUUUGUUUUGCUUGGCAAACUGUUGACGGCAGAGAAAGCGUUUGUGAUAACCGCCUAUUACAAUAUCCUAAGGAACACCAUGACUGUCUACUUCCCCAUGGGCAUAUCACAGUUUGCCGAACUUUUGGUUUCCAUCAAACGUAUACAAACCUUUAUGCUGCACGAAGAAACUAAGGUUCGAGACAAAUCCGACGAUGCUGAUGAACAGAAGCUGGUUAAGGUAUCUGCUCUAGUGCAAGAGCAAGCAGCCCAAAUCUCUGGUGUUAUCAAACCAAACAGCCGUCGGGCCAGUGAGGCUGAACAUGGCAUAUUCAUCAAUAAACUGAAGGCCAAAUGGGAUCAAAAGAGUUCGGAAAAUAAUCUUGAUAAUAUAACACUAAAAUUCAAACCCCGACAAUUGGUCGCCGUCAUUGGUCCCGUGGGUUCGGGUAAAUCCAGUUUGAUACAAGCUGUUCUGGGUGAAUUGCCAGCAGAUUCUGGUUCGGUCAAAGUUAAUGGCACCUUAUCGUACGCCUCUCAGGAGCCUUGGCUCUUUACUGGAACUGUGCGUCAAAAUAUCUUAUUCGGUUUGCCCAUGGAUAAGCAUCGGUAUCGCACUGUUAUCAAGAAAUGUGCGUUGGAAAGAGAUUUUGAGCUGCUGCCAUAUGGAGAUAAGACCAUUGUUGGUGAGAGAGGAGCAUCCCUGUCGGGAGGACAAAAGGCUCGUAUUAGUUUGGCACGUUCAGUGUAUCGAAAGGCUGAUAUAUAUUUGCUUGACGAUCCUCUCAGUGCUGUGGACACCCAUGUGGGACGACAUCUCUUUGAUCAAUGCAUGCGAGGAUUCUUACGCGAGGAGAUUGUACUAUUGGUCACGCAUCAGCUGCAAUUCUUGGAACAAGCCGAUUUGAUUGUUAUUAUGGACAAGGGCAAGAUUAGUGCACAGGGUACAUAUGAGUCUAUGUGCAAGAGCGGCUUAGAUUUUGCUCAAAUGUUGACCGAUCCAAGCAAGAAGGAUGAAGGUGCUGGCGAUGCAGCCGAGAAAUCGAAUUUGUCACGCCAAAAUAGCAAACUGCGUGAACGCCAAGGUAGCAUAUCAUCAAUGGAAUCGGCAGCCGAAUCUGUUGUCGUCGACUCACCGAUGCAAACCCAAGAGGGACGUGUCGAGGGCAAAAUUGGCAUGCAAUUGUAUAAAAAGUAUUUUGGUGCCAAUGGCUAUGGCUUGUUUAUUGUAUUUGCCUUCUUCCUGAUUGGUGCCCAGAUCAUGGCCUCCGGUGGUGAUAUGUUCUUGUCCUACUGGGUCAACAAAAAUGAAAAUGCCGAGACGAAUACCUUUAUGACACGCUUGCGUCACUUUUUCCCGGAAACUCGCAUCAAUGCUGAUACAGAUCCAAAGGAUAUAUACUAUUUUACUGGCAUUAAUGUCUCGGUUAUUAUAUUCUCAUUGGUUCGGAGCAUGCUCUUCUUCUAUUUGGCCAUGCGAAGCUCAACAACAUUGCAUAAUACCAUGUUCAAGGGUGUUACCCGUGCGGCAAUGCAUUUCUUUAAUACGAACCCAUCGGGUCGCAUUUUGAAUAGAUUCUCCAAAGAUCUGGGUCAAGUGGAUGAAAUAUUGCCGUCGGUGAUGAUGGAUGUAUUCCAGAUAUUCCUUGCCAUUUUGGGCAUUGUUGUGGUCCUGUGCAUUAUCAAUCCUUGGUAUAUAUUAUUCACGGCCAUUCUGGUGGUUGUCUUCUAUGUACUGCGUGGUUUCUAUUUAAAUACAUCAAGAGAUGUCAAACGUCUGGAGGCUGUUACACGUUCCCCAAUCUAUUCCCAUUUGAGUGCUUCGCUCAAUGGUUUGGCCACGAUUCGGGCUUUUGGAGCACAAAAGGAAUUGAUUGCCGAGUUUGAUAAUUAUCAAGAUUUGCAUAGUUCUGGCUAUUAUAUGUUCUUGGCGACUUCCCGUGCCUUUGGCUACUGGUUGGAUUGCUGUUGUGUCAUCUAUAUUGCCAUGAUCACAUUGAGUUUCUUCUUGUUUUCGCCCGAAAAUGGUGGCGAUGUUGGUUUGGCCAUUACCCAGGCCAUGGGCAUGACCGGCAUGGUGCAAUGGGGCAUGAGACAAUCGGCUGAAUUGGAGAAUACAAUGACAUCUGUGGAACGUGUUGUCGAAUACGAGGAUCUGGAGCCAGAAGGUGAAUUUGAGUCGAAGCCAAACAAGAAACCAACAAAAGAUUGGCCCGAAGAGGGACGGAUUGUGUUUGAUGAUUUGUCAUUGAAAUAUUUCCCCGACAAGGCUGCAGAUUAUGUUUUGCGCCAUCUGAACAUUGCCAUCCAAGGAUGUGAGAAAAUUGGAAUUGUUGGACGAACGGGAGCGGGCAAAUCGUCAUUGAUUAAUGCUCUAUUCCGUUUAUCCUACAAUGAGGGAUCGAUUGUUAUCGAUGCCAGAAAUACCAGUGAAUUGGGUCUGCACGACUUGCGCAGCAAAAUUUCCAUCAUACCCCAAGAGCCUGUUCUCUUCUCGGGCACAAUGCGUUAUAAUCUCGAUCCAUUUGACGAGUAUAGCGAUGCCAAAUUGUGGGAAUCCCUGGAAGAGGUCAAGCUCAAGGAGGUGGUGGCUGAGCUGCCCAGUGGUCUGCAGAGUAAAAUAUCCGAAGGUGGCACCAACUUCAGUGUGGGUCAACGGCAACUGGUAUGUCUGGCUCGUGCCAUUUUGCGUGAGAAUCGCAUUUUGGUGAUGGACGAGGCCACUGCUAAUGUGGAUCCUCAAACAGAUGCUUUGAUUCAAACGACAAUUAGGAACAAAUUUAAAGAUUGCACUGUCCUAACGAUAGCCCAUCGCUUGCAUACGGUCAUGGAUUCGGAUAAGGUUUUGGUUAUGGACGCUGGACAGGCAGUGGAAUUUGGUUCACCCUUUGAAUUGCUCACCGUGAGUGAAAAGAAGGUAUUCCAUAGCAUGGUAAAGCAGACUGGAGAUGCGACAUUCGAUGCUUUGCUGAAGGUGGCACAAAAGGCCCAUGAUGAUAAUCUGCGCUUGAAGAAGGAUUCUUGACAUUUCGCCGUUCCCAAGGCUUUUAAAGACUAUAUACUUAAAAUACUGGAACCAAUUACGAAUCAUCCGGCGGCCAAUGCUCGUAUACAAAAGACCUUCCUCUUUGCGGAGGCCUCCAAGCAAAAACUCUUAGGAGGUGGAUAGCACAGGCGAAAAUCACAAUUAUAAAUUUACAAUACAAAAACCAAUAAGAGAACAACAAAUGAAUUUUUUUAAAACCCAUGUACAAAAUCAAAUUUAUAUAUAUAUAUAUAUCUAUAGAUAAUUGUUAGAUCGAGUAACUAGCGAACGAGGACAAUAACUGGUUUUUGAUACCUAAAAAAAAGAAACAGAAAGAAAUAACUUGUGCAAUAAUUUUAUUUAUAGCUAUAAAAUAUUGUGCAUUGACCUUUAAAAGGUCGCAUUUUGCAUUUGUAUUGUGUUCCAGCAA
Messenger RNA from Drosophila willistoni, 4594 nucleotides. RefSeq names its product probable multidrug resistance-associated protein lethal(2)03659 (gene Mrp5). Bases 142 to 4164 code for a protein of 1340 amino acids. Gene Ontology annotation, molecular function: ATP hydrolysis activity; ABC-type transporter activity; ATP binding. Lineage: Eukaryota; Metazoa; Arthropoda; Insecta; Diptera; Drosophilidae. The record is from RefSeq and is a predicted model, not a curated record. The transcript has 11 exons. Gene Ontology annotation, biological process: transmembrane transport. Gene Ontology annotation, cellular component: membrane.